Molecule: messenger RNA, 880 nt
Organism: Glossina fuscipes
Lineage: Eukaryota; Metazoa; Arthropoda; Insecta; Diptera; Glossinidae
Gene: Cpr30B
Product: cuticle protein
Exons: 2
Coding region: 242-880 (212 amino acids)
Cellular component (GO): extracellular matrix
Source: RefSeq, a predicted model, not a curated record
UGUAACGUUAAUAGUUGUCACUCUACUAAUUGUACUCUAACCGCAUCGACUUCUUUCAUGCGUUUCAUAUGUUGUAUGAAGUUAUUUAAAUAUUGCUUAACUCAGGUGUAUAUAAACUAGUGGGGGAUUCGUUUUUUUAAUUAAAGUAAUUUUAACAUUAAUUCUGUAAACAUUUAUCUGGCUCUUAACGAUCGAAAUUCCAUUUACGCAAUAUAAUAAAAAUAAAUAAGUAAAAUUUAAAAUGUCUUCAAAGAUUUUAAAUAUCGUCAUAUGUUUUAUCGUUAUCGUUACCGAAUCGAUUUUAUGCACGGAGCUGAAAGAGGAGCAUGAUUACGGCCCGGUGGUUUACGAUUUUGAAUACUCUGUCCGUGAUCCUCACACCGGAGAUAUUAAAAGUCAAAAAGAGUCACGCAAAGAUGAUAAAGUUGAAGGCAGCUACGAAUUAAUUGACUCUGAUGGAUAUCGACGCUUGGUGACUUAUAAGGCUGAUGAUCAUAACGGAUUCGAGGCAAUUGUUUCACGUGAACCCACCGAUAUUAAAAUCCCUUUGCCGGCACCGCAACCCGAACAUAAAUUAUUAGUCCAACCAAAAGUGAACUAUUUCGCUAGUCCAAAAUUUUUGCAGCCAUAUCCUUUAGUCCAUUUCGGUCAUCGUGGAACAUAUUUAAGUGUUGACAAAUCCCUUCAAGCUCCAGCUCACGCCCCACUUCCAGUUCCAGUUCCAGUUCCAGUUUCAAUUCCAGUUCCAGUUCCAGUUGCAGCAUCAGUUCCAGUUUCUAAUCAUAUUUCAUCGUUACCGCAAGAAUCUGCUCCGGCUCCUGGUCAUGACUAUGGUAAUUAUGUUGAGUUUUCGGCGCCCUCUGUCAGCUAUAAAUAUUAA